Messenger RNA from Acanthopagrus latus (yellowfin seabream), 4730 nucleotides. It is a transcript of the gene tmf1, whose product is annotated as TATA element modulatory factor 1. Bases 509 to 4000 code for a protein of 1163 amino acids. The transcript is spliced from 17 exons. The record is from RefSeq and is a predicted model, not a curated record. NCBI's taxonomy places the organism in Eukaryota, Metazoa, Chordata, Actinopteri, Spariformes, Sparidae. Gene Ontology annotation, cellular component: endoplasmic reticulum; Golgi apparatus.
CUACGUGGAAAGGAAGUAGCGAACGUGCUAAUGCUAGUCGGGCUACAAGUUGAGAGCGACCAAAACAAACGAUGACGGUCGAGCAAAGGAGCUUCAAACAGCUUGGAUUCACCAUGGGAAUACGUUCGCUUUGAUGGCUAUAGAGUUGUAGUCACUGUAUUAGAGAUGUCUGUGUUUCUACAUGACUGAAUCGUAGAGAAGUUAUGUGAUUUUCUUCAGCGCAGACUAGCCAGGGUGAGCUGUAACAGUAUCUGGAUGCUGUCCCUGUACACCAACGUUAUGCUUUUGGCUAACUUACAGCUUUGCUAACUAGCUAAGCCGUCGCUAGCUGUCCAGAAAGCUCUCUUGGACAGAAGGUUAUUUGACACUGCGGGAUGUUGUUUCGUUGAUAGCGAAACAUGCAAGGACAGUCAACGUAAUUGAGCUUUGUGUGGUAACGCCGUAUCCCCUUUAACAUCCGCGUAACAUUUUAUAAACUUGAUGAUAGCUAGCUAGCGUACUGGUCAAAAUGAGUUGGUUCAACGCAUCUCACCUGUCCAGCUUCGCUAAACAAGCUUUAACAUCAGCUCAGAAGUCAAUCGACCGAGUCCUGGACAUCAAAGAAGAGGACCAGUGGAGUGACACAGUUGUAAUGCCCUAUGAUGAUGUCACCUUACCUGGCAAGCUGUCAUUAAGUGGAGGUUGGGGUUUGACGCAGUGGGAAGCACCACCUGAAGAAAAGACCACCACUCCUCCUCCUUCCUCUGAGGCCAUUACUACUCCUGUCACCCGCACAGUUGUGGAUGAAUCCGAAAACUUUUUCAGUGCCUUUCUGCCACCUGGAGACGUACAAGGAGUGACCAAAUCCCAGGUCGUGUCUGUGCCCCCGGCAAAGUCUCAAAGGCGGCCUCAGGAGAAGGAAAAGAUAAACAGAGAGGAAGUGGUCCAAAAGGAAGCAGAGACCCUAAAGUCAGCACCUGCUGAUACAAUUCAUGAGAGUCAGAUGGUUGCUGAGAGCCAGCCAGCUGAGCUGGAGUCUUCACCGGCAGCUCCUUAUGCAGACACUAUCAUCCUGGAGCCAGUUUCUCCUGCCGAUUCUCCUUCCAGUGAUCUUCCUAAUAACUCUGACAACAAAAUAAGCAGUGUAAAACCAGAUGCUGGUUCCACAGAUACUGUGGACUCAAAAACAGAGGAGUCACAGACUCCAUCUGAGAACCAGGUUGAGCAGGAUACCACAGAUUCCUCUGAACAUACUGCAGUUACUUCAAAAUCCAAGAGCUCUACCCCUUCUGAUCAUUCGCCCUCCCCGUCCUCUAAGGAAGCACUCACAGAGCAUAAAGACUCAAAGGUAGAGGACCGUCAAAAUGAUACCCCCUCUCCUCCAGUCAGUGCUUUCUCCUCAGGAACCUCCACCACCAGUGACAUUGAAGUGCUGGACCAUGAGUCUGUUUUAAGUGAGAGCUCAGCUAGCUCCAGACAAGAAACAGGGGAGGGCAAGGCUGGUCUUCACCUGAUGCAGGGCUCCUUCCAGCUCCUCACAGCCUCCACUUGUGGAGACUUCCCACGUCUGGAGGACUAUUCUAAACUCACAGAGAGCUGCGGCUCCUCAUCGGAUGCAUUUGAGCGCAUAGAUUCAUUCAGUGUGCAGUCGCUGGACAGCCGGAGUGUCAGCGAGGUUAACUCGGAUGAUGACAUCCCCGGCAGUCGAACACUAGCAUCUGUCACCGCAGGCCCUGCUCCUUUAACUGUGUCAUCAGUGUGUCAGAAGCAGGAAGAUGGAGUGGUGGGGAAGGCUGGAGAGGAGGAGGAGGAGGAGGAGGAGGAGGAGGAAGGCUUUACUGAAACAAUGAGGGAGCAGUCGUUGGAUGAGAUGGAGGAGAGUGGACGAAGUGCGACGCCUGUUAAUAGCGAGCAGCCUGAGGAGCUGUCAGAGCAGGAACAGGGUUCUGAGGCUAACAUCACACUGUGUGACUCCGCCUCCAAAACUGAAGAACAAAUCACUCCACCAAUCACAGAAGAGAUGAAAGGUUUCUCAACAGUUCAGAUUUUGGAGCUUCAAAAGAUUAUUGAUGAGCUGUCAGGCCGCCUUGAGAAGAGAGAGUCUCAGCUGCUGACAGUCAGCAAAGACAAGGCCAGGCUGGAGGAGGAGUGUGACAAUCUCAAAGAUGAAGUGGUAAGCCUGAAGGAGGAGAGCUCCACUGUUCAGUCCCUAAAGGAUGAGUUCACCCAGCGCAUAGCAGAUACAGAGAGGAAGGCUCAGCUCGCCUGCAAAGAAAGAGACAUAGCCAAGAAGGAAAUAAAGGGCUUGCGUGAAGAGCUUUCUACAAGACUUAACUCCAGUGACACAAUGGAGAUCAUCAGAGAGAAGGAAGAGCAGAUCCGAGGCCUGCUGGAAGAAGGUGAAAAGCUGUCCAAGCAGCAGUUGCAGCACAGCAACAUCAUCAAGAAACUGCGUGUGAAGGAGAAGGAGAGUGACACCAAGAUCACCAAGCUACAGAAGAAAAUCAAGGAGCAGGACGAGGAGCUCAGGCAGUUGCAGCAGGUUCUAGAUGGGAAGGAGGAGGUGGAGAAACAGCACAGGGAGAACAUCAAGAAGCUGAACACUGUGGUAGAGCGUCAGGAGAAGGAGCUGAGCAGGCUGCAGACUGAAUCUGAGGAGCUGCAGGAGAAGAACAGGAGCCUGCAGGCUGCUUUGGACAAUUCUUACAAGGAGCUGGGAGAACUUCACAAGUUGAAUGCCAGCAGAGCCAGUGAGGCUGAAGAAGCAGCUCUUAGCAGGAACACGCAGGCCAAGGAACAGCUGAGCUUGGCUCUUGAGAAGGCCCAGGAGGAGGCCAGGAUUCAACAGGAGGCCCUGGCUGAUCAGGUGGCUGACCUGAGACUGGCUCUUCAGAGGGCUGAGCAACAGCAAGCGAGGAAAGAAGAUUAUUUGAGAGAGGAGAUUAGUGAGCUACAGCAGAGGCUUCAGGAAGCAGAGACAAGGAACCAGGAACUCAGUCAGAGUGUUACCUCAGCAACACGGCCCUUACUGCGACAGAUUGAGAACCUACAAGCUUCUUUGGGUGGACAGACGGCAUCCUGGGAAAAACUGGAGAAGAACAUCUCUGAUAGGCUAGCGGACGCUCAGACACAGCUGGCAGUUGCUGUUGAGAAGGAACGUUCAGCGACAGAGGAACUGCUCUCUAUCAAGUCCCAGCUGACCUCUCUGGAGUCCCAGAAUUCAUUGGUCCGCCAGGAGAAGGCCCGACUGCUGGCACAACUUGAGGCUGAGAAGAACAAGAGAGAGAAACUGGAGGAUGAGAGCAACAGGGAGCACGCUGAGCUGCAAAAUCUGCGAGGAGAACACAGUCGGAUGCUAGAGGAUGCAAAGAAAGAGAAGCUGCUGCUGACCAAUCAAUUAGAGAUGGAGAAGAUGAAGGUGGAGCAGGAGAAGAAGAAGAGCUACUUGGCACAAGAGGCACUCAAGGAGAAGGAGCGGAAGGCCAUGACCUACCCUGUUGGCGAGCCCCCAGCAUCCUCCACACCCUCCCUGUCUCGCUCCAGCUCAAUCAGUGGGGCAGACAAUGCUGGUCUGCACACUUCUGUUCUUUCCCAGGAUGACUCUUUAGACCAUUCACUCAGUACCAUGGCCAUGUCUGUGUCGAUGAGUGGGACCAACCUGUACGAAGCUGCCAGGCUUUCUGGAGGCUCCAACAUCAUAGAGAAUCUCCAGUCUCAGCUCAAACUCAGAGAAGGAGAGAUAGCACAGCUGCAGCUUGAGAUCUCCGGCCUCGAGAGGAGUCGUUCAGUGAUGGCAGAAGAGCUGGUCCGACUCACCAAUCAAAACGAUGAUAUGGAGGAGAAGGUGAAGGAGAUUCCCAAGUUGAAGGUUCAGCUCAAGGAUCUGGAGCAGAGGCACAACACCAUCCUGCAGAUGUACGGAGAAAAAGCUGAAGAGGCAGAGGAACUGAGACUGGAUCUUGAAGAUGUGAAGAACAUGUACAAAACCCAGAUAGAUGAACUGCUGCAGAACCAGAAAUAAACAGUUUUUUAUUACACUGUGUUACUUCUGGGACAUUCACAAACCAAUCAUUUGAUCAUCUUGGGCAUAUAAGCAUUCACAGGAAAUAUAGGGCAGAGAAAUCUGAGUUUAAUCACUGUCAAAAGAAAAUCCAUUUAUCUUUAUCUGUUAUGUUAUUUUAAAUAUUUUUUACAUAAUAUAUUUAAGUGGAGGAGUUGGGGUUAUGCAUAACAUACAUUGAAUCAUUAUUGAGGCAGUAUGAAGGAUUGCCACGGCUGUGAUUUGGGUGUCCAUUUGAAAUCUUUGGGAUCUAGUACCAACUUUAGACAUUAUUUCUCAUGACUAAAACCUUUCACUUAGUAUUGUAUAGACAGUAUAACUGUAGGAGAUGGUGAAGGUUAUUUGCACUAUACAAAUUCACCCUUGUUUAUUUCUUAAUACAUUAUAGAAUUUAAGAAAUAUAUAAAGAUAUUGUACAGAAAAAUGUAUGUAUUGUUCUUAACUCCUUACAAAUCACAGACCGAGACACAGUAGUUUGUGACUUAAGUCCUAUGAUUGGAUUUUAAACCAUAUACAUAUGUACAUUGAUAAACAUUUAUUUGGAUGGUGCAAAGUAUGGUUAUUCUUAUUUAACUUGUGCGGAAUCACGGUGGAAGUAGAAAUGGGAGUUUCAUGCAUUCACAGAAAAUAUUGCAUUUUCAUAUCAGUGCACAAAACUCUUCAAAUAAAGCUGAUUUUCUGAACAAUUUCA